UUUGGGCUGAAGGCUCCUCGUUGCACCACUCGCACGGCCACUUCGGCCAUCUCUCUCUGAAUAAAUCCUUCGGCCGAUCCUUCAGAGACUCUCAGUGCCAACACAAGCUGAAGCACCUUCAUAACGGGGCCCGGAUCACGGUGCAGAUGCCUCCGAAUGUGAAGGGCCACUGGGUGUCCACCAGCUGUGAGGUGAGGUCCGGUCCAGAGUUUCUAACUCGUUCCUACAGGUUUUACCCCAACAACACCUUCCAGGCCCACCAGUUCUACUACGAGGACAACCACUGCACCAAACCCGCCUACGUGCUGCUCGUCCACGGCCGGCUGCGCUUACGACAGGCCUCCUGGAUUAUCCGGGGGGGCACGGAGGCAGAGUACCACGUCCAUCACGUCCAGAUAGUGUGUCACACGCCCACCGUGGCCACAGAGCUGAGCCAGAAGCUUAACCGCAGCUGCAGUGGGGCCGUGAGGGGCCCCUGGGAGCCCGGCGUGAUCUACGACCUGUGGAACGAAGAGGGGGGCUACAACUGCUCCAAAGAGCUAAACUUCACCAUGCACGAGCUGCAGCUGCUGCGGGUGGAGAAGCAGUACCUGCAUCACAACCUGGAUCACCUGGUGGAGGAGCUGUUUCUGGGAGACGUCCACACGGAGCCGCCGCAGAGGCUGUUCUACAAACCGUCCAGCUACCAGAUGCCCCUGCAGAACGCCAAG
This is a messenger RNA of Nematolebias whitei (Rio pearlfish), 710 nucleotides long. RefSeq names its product protein APCDD1. Gene Ontology annotation, cellular component: plasma membrane. The transcript has 2 exons. Gene Ontology annotation, molecular function: Wnt-protein binding. Lineage: Eukaryota; Metazoa; Chordata; Actinopteri; Cyprinodontiformes; Rivulidae. The record is from RefSeq and is a predicted model, not a curated record. The annotation marks the transcript as partial. Gene Ontology annotation, biological process: negative regulation of Wnt signaling pathway.